This is a messenger RNA of Mycena indigotica, 2055 nucleotides long. RefSeq lists its product as uncharacterized. Bases 1 to 2055 code for a protein of 684 amino acids. The transcript has 8 exons. NCBI's taxonomy places the organism in Eukaryota, Fungi, Basidiomycota, Agaricomycetes, Agaricales, Mycenaceae. Gene Ontology annotation, molecular function: protein-macromolecule adaptor activity. The record is from RefSeq and is a predicted model, not a curated record. Gene Ontology annotation, biological process: spindle pole body localization; nuclear pore organization. Gene Ontology annotation, cellular component: spindle pole body; nuclear pore transmembrane ring.
AUGCCACUUGCGAUCAAAAAGUCAACAAGGAAGGGCAUGAUGUCUUCCUCCUCCACGCCAAUACGCGCUAUCACUACCCCAUUGCGUAGCCCUACACCUGCACCGAUUCCAUCCUCAGACAAACUAUACGAACCCCACGCGAAAGCAGUGUUGCGCCGCCGACUCACCAAUCGCGUGUUUGUUUACACCGCGUUAGUCUCACUUGCCAGCGGUUUCUAUUGGUCGGGUCUUGAAUGGGGUGUUGGCGCGGCAGUCAUAGUAUGGCUUGGAGGCUUUCUUCCCAUUAUUCUUUUGAAAAAGACACAUCUCACUGUCUCUCACACAAGUGCUCCGUCACCAGCCUUGCUCUUACAAAGAUCCUUUGCCCCACCACUACGGAUUAGAACGGCCAACGCUCUCCAAGCUCAUUUGAUUUCUGCCCUGGCUAUUCUUGCCUUGCACACCACACUCGACAACAACAGAAUACCCGUAUUUAUCAAAUCGCGGAAACAUCCUUACACACUCCAUCCCGUCCUGAUGCUAUUUGCACUCAACCAGAGUGUUGUGGCUUGUCUUUGUGUUCUAAGAGCUGUUAUGCGCGAUGUUUGGGUCUUUCCGUUCAAACGACCUGCAUUGCUUCCGUCCCCAGGCACUCUGCUGGCCCCAAUAGUCAUUUCGCUUGUGACCCUUCCAAUCUCGCUGACCCUGGUCUUUGUGGUCAUCCCAAUUCUCCGUCGCAUUCCCAUUUUGUCUUUGGUAUUUACAUUCACCCGCACGCCUCAUCUAUCGGUCCUCAAGCAUGUCCCGCGAGCCUUGACUGUUAGCAUACUCACGACUGCUCUUUGGGAAAUGACCGCAGCUAUCUGGGAAUCAGUGCUCAGCGAGGAACUUGGGACAACUCCGGCUAUAAGAACUCUGGUUUCGGGCAUUUCCAUCUCUUCCACUCCAGCUCCCACAAGCGCUCCCACAAGCUCGUAUCCAGGCACAGGAUCAUCUGUGUUCUCAACUCCCGCGCGCUCUUCUUCAUCCCCUUUUGCCUCGCAAGUUUCUUCAGUUGAGCAAGAUGCCCCUGCUCCAAUCCCGGAAACCAAACCGGUCACAGUUUAUACGCAUUUGGCGUACGCCGAGUUGCAUAAGAUUGCGAUGGCUCUCUCAGAAACGCCUUCUGUGGAUGCGAAGGCUGCUACAGAGCUAUUCGAUGUAGAUGGGCUUGUGUGGUCAACACUGGCGAGAGAGACUUUGAUUUUGUUGGGGAACGAAUAUCAGGUACUGCUUGGACGUGGCGUCGCUCCUUCCCCUCCUCCGCCACCCUCCAAAGUCCCAGCCACGGGAUUUUCAACGCCUGUCCCGGCAACUCCGACUGUUGGAAGUACCACCGCAAGUACAAGCAGGAUAACACAAACACCAUUGAUCAAGCAAAACAUUUUUGCACCAAAAUCAGUUCCAUCUUCUCCUGCGGCACGAGUGGGGGCUGCGUUAGCCAGUGGGGAGACAGUUGAAGGGAUUGUUGGACCCGUAGUUGACGGGCUCCCAUUACCAGACAUCAACCUGACAGCCCAACUGAAAGGGUAUGUUCCAAAAAUUGAUGUGCAGAAGCAUCUGCGUUUGCCUGGUUGGCUGUCGAGGCUUGUGAGCGUCUCAUUACCGAAAGCUUGGACUCGCCCAAGGAUGGGAAGGACAGUGAGAGAAUGGGUGCCGAGGAGCGAAGUUUGUAUCGAGGCUGUUGAAGUUUUAACUCACCUCACUUCCGUCUCGUUGACUGCUGACCGUUUCGGGGUCGCGCAACGUGACAUUCCGCGUAUUCUCGAGGCACUGUUAGCAUUUUUGACCGCAGUGGAGAGUGCUCAAGCAGAGCUGAGAGCAAAACUUGAAGAUUCCAAUAUCUCAUUCGAGGAGAAGGAUGACGUAGAGGCGGCAGGUGGUGUUGUGGGUGAUUUGGGCGAUGCCCUGAAAGACGGGAUUGCGCGAAUCGUGCGAACGUUUGGAGACAAAUUACGUGCAUUCAAGUUUCCGCCACGAACGGCUAGUCGGCUACAGGAGUUUGUCGACUAUAGUCAUGGUGCGGUAAUUGGUUAA